GGCAGCUCAAUGUAUCACAAGGAAAAGAGCAUCCAGAUUAAAAACAGCGCAUCAGCGCUGUACAACAACCUGGGCGUGCUGCGCAUCGCACCGAGGCGCCUCACCUACUUCGCGGUGGUCCAUGCUAACGUGGUCAACAUGAUCAGCGCGUCUUGGGACGGCCUCAACUACUCCCACCGUCAGCUGCAAUCCAAGGAACCCAACGUUGCUACAAGCACAUCGCUCAUCAUGCAGGCAGCCUUCUGUGGUCUGCCAUCCCGAGAUCUGCUUGUAGUGACCUCUCAGAAGGGCAUCCAGAUGUAUGAGUCAGAUGGCUCGAUCAUGGUGUACUGGCAUGCACUGGACACACCAGAAACACCCACAGCUAGCUCCCGUUCACUCACUGAUCCCAUUUCUGUCCCAGCACAGGCAGUGUUUGCUCGGGGAAUUUCAGCCGUGCCUGAUAAUUACAUCUGUGUGGGUGUUUCUUCAGGUGCAAUUUUAGUAUUUGAUGUCCCCAGUAAAGGAAGCAAUAUUACCCUGUCUGAGGUUCUGGAGGAGCACAAAGAAUCCAUCACUGAUGUGGCUUCAGAGUGUUCUGGCAGCCAGGAAUGCAUAGCUAAUCUGGUUUCUGCAGAUGAUGGGGGCAACCUGUGUGUGUGGAAGUCUGGGGAGGAAUUUCAACUCCUUAACAAGAUUCCUGGCUUUGACAUGACCUGCUCGUCUGUCAAGUUAUGGAAAGGUACGGCGGUGGCGGGUUAUGGUACGGGCCAGAUCCGUCUCUACGAAGCAGUGACGGGAAUUCUGCAUGCUGAGAUUAACGCUCAUGCUCGCUGGAUCUACUCAUUGGACAUUGCUCCCUUUUCUGGACUGCUUCUGUCUGCUGCAGAAGACUCAUUUGUUAGAGUGUGGCACCUGGCCAUGACACCAGAGACCAACAGCAUGGAGGUUGCCCAUUUGCAUAAUGAGUGUGUGACCGACACACAGAUUUGUGGCGCUAAAUUCUGUGAUGGUGAUGGCUAUGCUUUUGUAGUUACCGGCUACGAUCUGAGUGAGAUCAUCCGCUUUGUACAGUCAUAGCUCUUAAUUAUUGUUAAGCCACAUGUAUAAAUGGUAUGUAUUUUGAUAUGCUAGGUUUUUAAUAUUAUUAUAUAACAAAGUGUUGCUAACUGUCGAAAUACUUUGUAAAUGUAUUAUCUAUAAAAUCAAGCAGGUGUAGUUUUUUAAAAAGUGCUGAUAUAUAUAAUUUAUGCUUGGAACAGCAUUAAAUUUGUCAUAUAGAAUGA
Molecule: messenger RNA, 1265 nt
Organism: Nothobranchius furzeri (turquoise killifish)
Lineage: Eukaryota; Metazoa; Chordata; Actinopteri; Cyprinodontiformes; Nothobranchiidae
Gene: wdr54
Product: WD repeat domain 54
Molecular function (GO): protein binding
Source: RefSeq, a predicted model, not a curated record